Molecule: messenger RNA, 7142 nt
Organism: Porites lobata
Lineage: Eukaryota; Metazoa; Cnidaria; Anthozoa; Scleractinia; Poritidae
Source: the annotation of a GenBank genome assembly
GUCCUGAACACCGAAUUACGUUAAAUCGAACUGUGCAGUUCCUUCCGUGGCAUCAAAAUGAGAAACGUUUUAAUCAGUUCGACGGAUUUUGAACUUUUUGAUUCCGACAUGACAGCACAGGACUAUGAGUUUUUUCAGAAGCACAAAGGAGCCUUCAAAAGUUUGUUGGAAGACCAGGUAUGGAGUGAUAAAUGAAUAAAUAAAUGGGCUAUUGCAUUUUAAAUGUUCGUACUCCCCCCUGGGUCGAGAAGGCUUUUUCAAAAUGUUCCCCCACGCCCCGGGUUUAGGAAGCUAUCACAUAAAAUAAAAUUUUCACACACCCCGAGUCGAGGGACAGUGGAAUUCUUCAGCUGGGGUAGCUUAUGGAAGUCAUUAGUGGUGAAUACAUUUUAAGAAGAAAAGUUUGAAAGUCCUCUUUUGGGGAAGGGGGAGCAUGUUAACACAGUAGCCCUAUCUAAUCAGAUUAUGUCAAGUUUAUGUAAAACACAGAAGCUGGAAAUGCCGCUAAUUUAGGUCUUAGGCUCUUAGGUUCCUAGGAUCUGAUUGAUAUUUGUAUUCAAAGGAAAAGGAAGUGAAAAUGAAGCUUGUUAGGUUGUUAGGUUUUAUUUUUGUUUUUUUUUUUAUUGUAAAACAGUCUCAAGAGCAAAAGCAGAAGUUUGUGGAUGCUUUUCAAGAAUUUUCAGUGAAUCAUGGCUGUAUUAAAAACUUCCCAGUUAAGGUACAUUUAGAAGCUAUUAUUUUUAUGUCCUUGUUUUCUCUUCUUUGUUUAAAUUUUGUUCAUGUGGACAAAAGAGUGUGACAUCACUUAAGCUUAUAAUUGAGCUGUGAAGUGUUAUCAUUUUUUCACAGAAUGACAAUAUACUUGCCCUUGUUGAUAAAGCUAUACAAUAUUUGAAUGAAAGUUUUGUUAAUGGUAAGAUUUAAAAAUAAUUAUGAUGUUUUAAAUAUAUUAUGUCUUAGAGAUGCAUCGGAGAAAGGAAACAAAUUAAAGCAAAUCCAUUCACAGCCUUUACACAGACGUCGUUAUAUUUUUCUUUUUGUUCUUUUCGAAAACAUUGGCGAGUAUGGUGCGCGAGAAAGAAAAAUAAAGAAUGCCUGUAGACAUCUUUGCGAAAAAAGAGGUUUAUGAAGUCCCUCCCCCAUGUCAAUGCCUCAUCCUUAUCACCUCCGCUUUCACACCAAUUAAAUUUGACCAAUGAUAUUAGGGAUAUAAAUUGCAGCUUGUGUUAUUGGCUUAAGUCAGAAAGAAUCAAACAGUGACACUCGGACAUGUGGAGUUACGUGUUUGUUAAAGGCAUGUCUUGUUAGACUGCUUCAACAUGGAAAAAGCUGGCUAAAAGAGGUCCGAAGCCAAAACAAAUCAGCCCAUCGGAUUAUUGUAGGAUAUGUGGGUGCUCCUCAUAUGUCGAUAGUACCGAGCAAUCUUCCUGUUCCGGUAAAGCUACAGAGAAUCUUUUUAUUGAGACUUUGUGAAGGAAGUUUAAAAAGAUCUUGGUUUUACCGUUUUGCAAACGGAAGAUCAGUCACGUAGGGUUUGUUCGCCUUGCAGUAAUAAGGUUAGAAGCACCUGGGCUGAAUUUUCUAUUAUUAAAACCAACUUUCAAGAAAGCAAGCACGACAAUGAUAGCUUUCAGUUUAAAAGAAUGUCCACAUCACCUCAUGGUUCUGUGAAAGGUAACGCAGUGGCUGAAACGCCAGCUUCUCUCAUUGCCUUUGCUUGAUCAUAUUUUGAUAAUACUUUGUAAUAGCGAUGCAACUAAUACCACAUUCUUUUCUCUUUGUUUGAGUUUCACUGCCGCGAACAACUGGUAAAAACCAGCAUUAAACCCAAAACAGCCUGAGGCUGUUCUUCUUUGAGCACGUAUUUGCUUGAAAACUGUGCCAAACAGUUGUCAAGCAUGCUUUCCAUAGUCUACAGCCCAAAACAAAAGAUAUGGUCAACAUGGUCAACACAAGACUGUAGCAUGACUCCCAAAUUCACAAUUAUUGAUGUUAUUUUUUAAUGCAAAUUACGAUGUAAGUGUUGUGAUUAGCACAUCCCACAAUGACAAACACUUAGAACUACUCACAUGGGCCAAGCGUGAUGAGUCGUUGACAUGAUGAUGACAGGAUAAUCGCCGUUCAGCCAAUGGUAAUUUUCCUGGGAAAAGCAAGUUUCAUUUGCUUUCAAAGAUGUCUACAGACACCUCUCUAAGAUUGACAACGGACAGUUUUGAAACCAUCAAUGGACAAUUUGGAACUGCAAAUAUGUUGUGAAAAAUACCUCAAAACAGAAAAUGCAGGUGCUCUACAUGACAGUAAAUUGCAAAAUGUUUGACAUUUUGUAGUCUUGCUUGCUAAGCCGAACACCUCUCUAAGACAGACAAUCAGGACUGAUGUGUGUCUCCAUGUGUAAAAAGAAGAUUAACAUUAUUUUGAAAAGCAUGCAGUUAGGUUUCUAUCAAAACUAGGUCACCUUGAGCCAUGUGCUUUCACCCAAGAACAAGAUAUAUGCUCAGUAUGCAUAUGUAAAAAAUAUGUAGCGUAUUAGGUAACUGUUUACAAUUGAUUCAUUAUUAAUUUUAUUUGAACUUGCUAUCUUGUCAUGAUGUGUUAUAUCAUGUAGGAAGGUUUAGCAAAGCCAAGUGUUUGGUAACAGAUGCAGUCUGUCUGGCACAGAAUAGACCCGUUAUGCAGUACAUUGGUUCAUCCAAUCAUGGUAUGUAUACAGAAUAGUCAAUUUAUUACUGCAUGACACUGGCUACUGCCUUAUUUUAAUAUUCAAAUAUUUGCAGUCAAAAAGCAAAUCUUGAAAAAUAGCAGCAGCAACAACAACAACAUCUCAGACAGUACGUAAACCUGGAUCACCUGCCUGGGUGGGUAACAGCCACACCAUCCAAACUUUUAAUAUUAUUAAUUUUUAUCAACAUAGAUGUUCGGGCAAUUUUUUGCCAAGGGGGGCGGUAAACCAUUUGCCCAAAAAAUUCUUGCAAGUUGCCCAAAUUUUUGGAAAACAGUUGAAAAGAAAGGAGGGUCAUACGAUGCACUAACAUAAAAAACUGGCUUUGCCCAAAUUUCUCUUGCUGCUCAAAAUGUCUGAGUUGCCCAAAAUUUGGUUGGGGGGGGGGGGGGGGGGGUUUAGAGGGUUAUAUACCUUUGUUUCAAUUCUGCUGUAAUAUGUAUUCAAGGAUAGAUUCCAGUAAAAAUUAAAAACAAGGGGUCAUAUGGUAAGAAGCAGCAUUUAAACACAUUCAUCGCAUUUGAAGACCAUAAUGGCUUUGUCAGCCAACAAAACUUGUCUGCAAAGUGAGAUUCAAUACAAACGUUCUUUUACAUUGAUUUUGCACUAAAUGUUGUAGAAUGCGUCCACUGUCAAAAUUCAUGGCCAAAUGUAUUUUGAAGCCUAAAGCGAUGGCAACAACAACCGCACCAAGUUUGUUUUGAUCAACAUGGUAUUAGGUUCCUUGGGGAAGUUUACCUACUUACUCACUCACUCACUUACUUAUGACAUAAUUAAUAGCUACACUUUUCGUAAAGAGUGGAAGUAGCCACAAAAGUUUUAAUUCUUCACUGUUUUACUUUCUCUCUAUAGUUCCAUGCAAUGAAAGUUUUUUUUCAAUAUUUGUGAGUAAAUAUCUCAAACAAAAACCUGUUAUUUUUGCAGCUAAAAAUCCAUUCAUACACAAGGAUUCUAGGUAAGUCAAUUUCACAAUUUUUAGAAAGAACAUUGCCAAGGGAUUUGGAUAAAUUUUUGCUCUUAAUGUAUUGUCUUUGUGAAAAUAGACUUGCUAAAGAAGUAAACUGUUUGUUUACGAAAGGUUUAUUCGCAUCUUAGCUAGUGCUGUUCAUAUUUUUUCCAUCAGUCUUGUUGAAUUUGUUUUCAGAGAUGUGUUUCGACGUCUAUUUGGAGAACCAAUAGAAAAUGAAACCUGCUUGAAGGUAGAUAUUCUUAUUUAGUUUAAGUAUCUAUGUCUUACAAGUGGGUAGUCAAAGUCUUUUUAUAAGCCCCAGCAUCCACAAGGGUGACACUCGUUAGGCUUAAUGCUUUUUGUUCAGCUAUAGUGUUGCACUAAGAGCAAUCCCCCACCCAGACUCACUCACACAUGUCAAUUUUAAAGUUACUCCUCAACUUUCCCUGCUAAAUUUAUUUAUUGACCACUUGUCCUUGCAGCUUCAAUUUAUAAUAUGGAGAAUUAGUGUAGUUGUUAGCUCCUUGCAGGUUCAGUAUUCAGACUUACAAUUCAUAAAAAGCUGUGCCAUUAGAGUGUCAUUCCUAAGGCAAAAUACCCUUCAUCAAACUGUUAAGUAUUAGUGUUGAGAAAAAAAUAGUCAAAAUUGCAUUUAAUUUCUAGGUGAUGUGUGUAUUACCCCUGUAUAUUAAGUUUGGUGGCUCCAUUUGUCGCUAUUUGAAGCGCUGGUUAGAAGCUGGGAAACUGGAUGAGCUUGGUGUUACUUCCUUAACAGCAAUACCUUUAUCAGCUCUUCUUAAAUCAAAAUCCACAUCAAACACCGGAACAGACCAGGGCUCAGCAAAUACUCCUCAGUCUUCAGUAAGGGUGCUAACAAGCGAGGUAUCCUCAUCCAGCAACACAAUGGUUGCUGUAGCAACUGUUGGUGGAAGAAAUAGUGGGUCCUUGAACAAGGCAAAUAGUUCAGAUGAGGAUAAUGAUGAUGUUGAUGAUGAUGAUGAUGACGACAAUUGGCAUACCAAAGUUAUAAGAGGAAUACAAUCUGUGUUGACUGACAGAGCAGGGCCAUCUCCUAUUGAGUACAUGGAAGUUUAUAAGCGAGAUAAAGAUGGUUCUUAUAGGAGACUAAGGGAAGACUUUCAUUUGGGAAAACCACACCCCAAUCAGGAGUUUGAAGAACGUUGCAGGAAGAAGGAAGAGGAACGGAUUGAAGGAAGCCGUCUCCAUGAAGUGAUAAUGAAGGAUUAUUCUGAGAGUCAGAUUCAGAUCAAGCGACACCAAUGUGCAAACUGUAAAAAAGUUGAGAAAGAACGAGGAAUUUACAAGAAAUGUGGGAGGUAAGAUGGAUGCAAUUAUUGUUGAGAAAAGUAAUAUGGCUAUCAGCUCCAUUUUGGCCUGCAUAACUGGCACUCUUUGUUUGGUGAAUGCACAAAUGAGCAAUGAGGCAAUUAAAGCACACGGGAAGGUCAUUCUCCCCUCUGUUACCUCUCUCUAACAAAACUGCCGGUUACACAGGCACACCAGGCUUGCACUGUUAAAUAAAAUGUAAAACGUUAGCCAUUUGUUUAUGGUGGAAGUGCACUUUGUUGUCUGGCUAGUUUACAGGGACUCCACUUAUAAUGACAAACAAAUAAUACAAGUACACUGUAUAUCAUAAAGGUUUUAAAAGCACAUCCGGCAGAAUGUAACUAGUUGGCUGUUUACAAGAAUAACCAAGGAUUGGAUCCAUGACCACCAGAACUUGAACACUUUGCAUGUGCAUCACACUUUUUCGUUCAUUUCUUUUAUGCCACUGUACAACUAUGUACAAUGUAUGAAACUUCACGAAGAACACAACAAUGAAUUUUCCUUUCUCUUUUGAACUUGGAUACAGUUCUCAAAGAUUCAACUCCAAAAAAAAAUUAGGCUGCAUUAAUUGACAACAUUGACCAAGGUUAGAUAGAACGCUUUCCCUUUUUAGUGACACCUUCACUAGCUGUCACCACCAUUGUAGUUUCAUAUUAGAGCAACCUUUUGUUAACAGGAUGGGAGGAAAGGGUGAAUACCUCUUCCUGGCAUUUCCUCUCCAGAAAAUGUUACUUAUCUUAGGAUUUUUCUAAAGAACAGACAGAUUGUCCUGCGAAGGAGUUUAAUUCUGAUGAUUCUUGUCCCUAACAGGUGCAAAGGAAAAGGCACAAAAUUUUACUGCAGUCGAAAAUGCCAAGGUAAGUAGCAUUUGCAGUCAGCACUGCUUUUCCUGUCAUUUUAAUAUUAACAGCAAAUAGUGGCUUUACGUGCUAAGUGACUGAUGUAUAAAGAGGGGGGCUAAUUAGCAACGUAAAUAAUAAUGGAAACAUUAAUUUGUUUCCAUGUCACUUCACCAUUGCUUGAUUAACUGACUGGUUGAUUGAUGGAUUGAUUGACUGAUUAACUGGUUCAUGGAUUGUUUGAUUGAUUGACUGGUUGAUUGGUUAAAUGAUUGAUUGACUGGUUGAUUGUUUAAAUGAUUGAGAGAGUGUGUGCAUGUGUGAGUGAUUAUUGAUUGAUUGAUUGAUUGAUUGCAGAAGAAGACUGGGUCUCUAGACAUAGGGAGGACCACUCUGUGGAGCUACCAUCAUAAACGCCGAUCAGACUGAUUGCAGCUUUUAUACAUCAGUACACUGCCUUUGACAAAGCCUGUAUACAGCUGCCUCCUCCCCUCCCCUCCCCUCCUCUCCCUUGUUGUGGGAAGGGAGCAACUGUACCCAGGCUACCUUUAACACUGCUCAUGGAAAAAACAUCUCAUAAAAUUCACCAUUUUAUAUGUCAAAUUUUGAUCCAGAAACCAAAUCCCACCACUAUUUGUCACAAAUUAAGACAGCAUUAAUAGCCAUGACACAUUUGUGGCCAUGUAAAUUAGUUAGGUCCUUAAAAUAUGUAAAUGUCAGUUCAUGUAAGUGUAUAGUUGUCUCCCAUGACUAAAUUAUUGUAAUAUUAAGUUUUGCAAAAAAGUGUUGGAAAGUACAAUUUUUUAAAGGCAUAAGAUCCAUUAUAAACACAGUAGAAAAUGAUGUAAAAUAGUGUACAGCAGAAAUGUAGAAACGUACAUGUUAACAGUCAAGCCUGGGAGGCUAUUGCCUGCCAUAAAUCAGCCUUCAGUUUACUGCCCCUCCCUUGUAGCCAUGUCAAAAGAAAGCUUUUGUCAACAUGACACGAAUGAGUCUGGCAAUCAGUCUAGGCCAUUAAAAGAAUUAAAAUUGGGUUGUAUUUCCUUUCAGAAAGAAUUCCUUUUAUUUGUCAUAAAGGUAUUACAACGCUUAUACUACUACAUGAGAAAUUUCUGCAAUCUGAUUGGCUUAGAGCAGUGGUAUUUCAGCUUAUUUUGAAAGACCUACAUGUGAAAAUUACAAACUUUUUGUGGGUAGUAGUAUAAACAAAUAAUAGCAUGAUUUGUACGUGAUAUAUGGCAUAAAUACCACUCUUGAUAUUUCAAAAUUGUCUCAAAUUUCACUCGCC